CGCCUGCACCCCAACAUCGAGGGCCUGAACCCCGAGAUUGGAUCCAGCGAUCAGGAAACCAGGGCAUGGGACCCUGAUCUGGGGGCAACACCCAGAGAUCCGGCAGUGGGACCCGAAGACCUGGAACCCUGACUCCAAAAACUGAGACUGGAAUCCCAAGAGCUGGUUCCUGGGACCCUAAGAUUUGGAAUCUGAAUCCCAAUCUGUGAAACCUGAUCCCCAGUAUUUGGAACCUACCCCUCGAGAUUUCACAUCUAAACCCCCAGGUCUGAAACUGAACUCUGAAUUCUAUGCCUGGGACAGGAUUCUCGAAUCUCUACCUUGGAGCCUGCUAAUUGGCACCCACACCCAGGGGUUUAGGCCUCAAAUUCUCAGAUCUGACUUGUGGGAUCCCAAGGGGUCUGAACCUGAAUUUGGACCUGAAGUCUUUGCUGAAGACUUAAACGCUGGGGUUUAAAAACCUCUAGAUCUUGCCUCAGCACCCCAAUAGCUGAACCUAGAACCUCAGUAUUAGAACUCUGGGCUUGGGACUCAGACCCUACACUUCCCAUUGGGCUGUUUGCUGUCUGAGACUGGAGCUGGGCAGACCUACCCUGCACAACCCAGACUAGGGCCUGAGUGUCCAAAAUUGGACCCGAGAGCCCACUGUUUGGGAGUCUGGGACCCCUUUCCGUGGCUGCAGAACUGAGCGGAGGCACAGUGGACAACCCCCUCCCCACAGGUCCUGGGGACAGUCAAGGCAUGACCAGCCCUCCCCUCCGGUGCUCUGCUUAGAGGACUCGGCUUCCUGAGGCGGCUUCCUGCUCAGGCUGCCUGCCCGCAAUGGCCGUCCUCCACUUGCUCCUCUGCCUGCUGCCACUAGCCCCCGCCUCAUCUCCACCCCAGCCGGCCACCGCCAGCCCAUGUCCUCGCCGCUGCCGCUGCCAGACCCAGUCACUGCCCCUGAGCGUGCUGUGCCCAGGGGCUGGCCUCCUGUUUGUGCCGCCCACGCUGGACCGCCGGGCCGCGGAGCUGCGCCUGGCAGACAACUUCAUCGCCGCCGUGCGCCGCCGCGACCUGGCCAACAUGACGGGCCUGCUGCACCUGAGCUUAUCUCGGAACACCAUCCGCCACGUGGCCACCGGCGCCUUCGCCGACCUGCGUGCCCUGCGCGCCCUGCAUCUCGAUGGCAACCGGCUGACCGCCCUGAGCGAGGGGCAGCUGCGCGGCCUGGUCAACUUGCGCCACCUCAUCCUUAGUAACAAUCAGCUGGCAGCCCUGGCGGCCGGGGCCCUGGAGGACUGCGCCGAGACGCUGGAGGACCUCGACCUGUCCUACAACAACCUGGAGCAACUGCCCUGGGAGGCCCUGGGCCGCCUGGGCAAUGUCAACACGCUGGGCCUGGACCACAACCUGCUGGCCUCCGUGCCCGCCGGCGCCUUCUCUCGCCUUCACAAGCUGGCCCGGCUGGACAUGACCUCCAACCGCCUGACCACCAUCCCCCCCGACCCACUCUUCUCCCGCCUGCCGCUGCUGGCCCGGCCCCGCGGCUCGCCCGCCUCCGCCUUGGUGCUGGCCUUCGGCGGGAACCCGCUGCACUGCAACUGUGAGCUGGUGUGGCUGCGGCGCCUGGCCCGCGAGGACGACCUGGAGGCGUGCGCCUCGCCCCCCGCGCUGGGCGGCCGCUACUUCUGGGCUGUGGGCGAGGACGAGUUCGUGUGCGAGCCGCCCGUGGUGACGCACCGCUCGCCGCCCCUGGCCGUGCCGGCCGGUCGGUCUGCCACCCUGCGCUGCCGGGCCGUGGGGGACCCCGAGCCCCGGGUGCGUUGGGUGUCACCCCAAGGCCGGUUGCUGGGCAACACGAGCCGGGCACGCGCCUUCCCCAACGGGACGCUGGAGCUGCUGGUCACAGAGCCCGGUGAUGGCGGCACCUUCACCUGCAUCGCGGCCAACGCUGCCGGCGAGGCCACGGCAGCAGUGGAGCUGACCGUGGGACCCCCGCCACCCCCCCAGCUGGCCAACAGCACCAGCUGUGACCCCCCGCGGGACGGGGACCCUGAUGCCCUCACCCCGCCCUCUGCCGCCUCAGCCUCAGCUUCAGCCAAGGCAGCUGACCCAGGCACCCCUGCCGACCCUGGAGUCCAGGUGACUGAGCAUGGGGCCACAGCUGCCCUCGUCCAGUGGCCGGACCAGCGUCCGAUCCCAGGCAUCCGCAUGUACCAGAUCCAGUAUAACAGCUCCGCCGAUGACAUCCUGGUCUACAGGAUGAUCCCGGCAGACAGCCGCUCCUUCCUGCUGACGGACCUGGCCUCCGACCGUUCCUACGACCUGUGCGUGCUGGCAGUCUUUGAGGACGGCGCCACGGGGCUGACGGCCACGCGGCCAGUGGGCUGUGCCCGCUUCUCCACGGAGCCGGCGCUGCGGCCGUGCGGGGCCCCGCACGCGCCCUUCCUGGGCGGCAGGAUGAUCAUCGCGCUGGGUGGGGUCAUCGUGGCCUCUGUCCUGGUCUUCAUCUUCGUGCUGCUGAUGCGCUACAAGGUGCACGGGGGCCAGCCCCCCGGCAAGGCCAAGGCUUCCGCCCCCGUCAGCAGCGUUUGCUCCCAGACCAAUGGCACCCUGGGUCCCACGGCAGCCCUGCCAGCCCCCGAGCCCUCAGGGCCCCGAGCGCAUACCGUGGUGCAGCUAGACUGUGAGCCCUGGGGACCCAGCCACGAACCUGUGGGGCCCUAGCCCACCUCCAUGGCCCUCCUGGCCCCCAGGAGCACCAGGACCCCAGCCCACCAUGGGCCUGGCCACGGACUCACCAAAUUGCUCAUGGUUUUUAAAACUCUGAUGGGGAGGGUGUCAGGGGUACCAGGUCACGACAAGAAAGUCCUAUUUUUCUAA
Molecule: messenger RNA, 2865 nt
Organism: Echinops telfairi (small Madagascar hedgehog)
Lineage: Eukaryota; Metazoa; Chordata; Mammalia; Afrosoricida; Tenrecidae
Gene: LRFN3
Product: leucine rich repeat and fibronectin type III domain containing 3
Exons: 3
Coding region: 823-2709 (628 amino acids)
Molecular function (GO): protein binding
Source: RefSeq, a predicted model, not a curated record